Messenger RNA from Ochotona princeps (American pika), 5058 nucleotides. It is a transcript of the gene ADGRF5, whose product is annotated as adhesion G protein-coupled receptor F5. Bases 15 to 4169 code for a protein of 1384 amino acids. The record is from RefSeq and is a predicted model, not a curated record. Gene Ontology annotation, biological process: G protein-coupled receptor signaling pathway; cell surface receptor signaling pathway. Lineage: Eukaryota; Metazoa; Chordata; Mammalia; Lagomorpha; Ochotonidae. The transcript has 21 exons. Gene Ontology annotation, molecular function: G protein-coupled receptor activity. Gene Ontology annotation, cellular component: membrane.
UCAAAGUUGAAGAAAUGAAAUCCCCAAGGAGAACCACUUUGUGCUUCAUUUUUGUUGUAAUUUAUUCUUCCAAAGUUGUGCUGAACUUAGAGUCUGUAGUUUAUCCUUUGAGUCUCCAUGAACAUGAUCCAGCUAAUGAAGAGCUACUAAGGCAAAAACGAGUUGUUGCCACUAGCAGACCUACAGCUGAAGAGUACACUGUGGAUAUUGAGAUCAGUUUGGAAAAUGCAUCCUUCUUGGAGCCUAUCAAAACCUACCUGAACAGCCUUAGCUUUCCAAUUCCAGGGAACAGCAAUGUCCCAGCUGCUGACAUUUUAAGCAUGGAGGUGACAACAGUCUGCAGACCUGCUGGAGAUGAAGUUUGGUGCUCCUGUGAGAAAGGAUAUGGGUGGCCGCAGGAAAGGUGCCUCCAUCAUCUCACCUGCCAAAAACACAGCAGUUCUGCUCCAGGACACCACUGCAGUUGCCUCAAAGAACUGCCUCCCAAUGGACCUUUUUGCCAGUUCCAGGGAGCAGAUGUUAUCCUGAGAAUGUCAGUUAGGCUAAAUGUGGGCUUUCAAGAAGACCUCAGGAACACAUCCUCCGCCCUCUACCGAUCCUACAAGACUGACUUGGAAACAGCUUUCUGGAAGGGUUACAGAAUUUUACCAGGCUUCAAAAUGGUAACUGUAACAGGAUUCAGGCCUGGAAGCGUGGUUGUGAAGUAUGAAGUCACAGCAACAGCAGUGUCACCUGAAUUAAUACACAAAGCCAACGAGCAAGUCCUGCAGAACCUCAAUCAGACCUACAAAAUGGAUUACAAUUCCUUUCAAACAGUCACAAGCAAUGAAACUAAGUUCUUUGUCACACCAGAAAUCAUCUUUGAAGGGGACACAGUAAGACUGACAUGUGAAACUGAGGUUAUGUCUUCCAACGUGUCUUGGCAACAUGUAGAAAGGCGCUUCGAUAUUCAAAACAGCAGUAGAUUCUCAGUAUAUACCACUGUGCUCAACAACAUGACCUCAGUAUCUCACCUCACCAUUUACAACAUCUCAAGGGGUGAUGCUGGUGAAUAUGUCUGCAAACUGAUGUUGGAUAUCUUUGAAUAUGAGGCCAGGAAAAAAAUAGAUGUUGUACCUAUUCGAAUUUUGGCAAGUGAGGAAAUGAAGGUGAUGUGUGACAACAAUCCUGUAUCGUUGAAUUGCUGCAGUGAGAAUAAUGCUAAUUGGAGCACAGUAGAAUGGAAGCAGGAAGGAAAAAUUAGCAUUCCAGGAGAGUCUGAAACAGACCUGGAGUCUAGUUGCAGCAGAUACACCCUCAAGGCUGAUGGAACACAAUGCCUGAGUGGGUCCGCUGGAACAACAAUCACCUACACAUGUGAGUUCGUUAGUGCACACGGAGCCAGAGGCAGUAAGAACAUAGAAGUGACAUUCAUCUCUGUGGGAGAUAAUUCCAGCCACAAAAGGGAAGUGCACGAGUUCCUCGGGCAUGUGAUGGAAGUGAGUACAGUUCAGAGCACCACCGGGAACAGCCUAGAGACAAGUAAAGCCCAGGAGCAGCAAGCCAACAUAACAAUAACCCCGGACCCAAUUUCUGUUUCUGAGGGACAAAACUUUUCUAUAAAAUGCAUCAGUGAUGUGAGUAACUAUGAUGAGGUAUACUGGAACACUUCUGCUGGAAUUAAAAUAUAUCAAAGGUUUUAUACCACGAGAAGGUUCCCCGACGGAGCAGUAUCAGAACUGACAGUCAAGACCUCCACCAGGGAGUGGAAUGGAACCUAUCACUGCAUAUUUAGAUAUAAGAAUUCAUACAGCAUUGCAACCAAGGAUGUCACUGUUCACCCACUGCCUCUACAGCCAAACAUUAUGUUGGAUCCUCUGGAAGCCAGUAUUUCAUGCGGAAGUUCCCACAGCACCAGGUGCUGCGUAGAGGACAAUGAAGAUUACAUAGUCACUUUCCACAUGGGUCCCUUAUCCUUUCCUGCUGCAAAAGAAGUCAAUGGAAAGCAAGUGUGCUACAAACAUGAUUUGAUGGCAAACUCAAUUUCGCGUUGUCCAGAGAGUAUUGAUAUGUUUUGUCGCUUUACUAAUGCUGCUAAUAAUUCAGUCCAGAGCCAAUCUAUCAAGCUGAAUGUGGUCCCAGGAAAGAACAUCACAUGCCAAGAUCCCAUCAUAGGUGCUGGGGAACCUGGGAAAGUUAUCCAGAAACUGUGCCGAUUCACCAGUGCUUCCAACAGACCUGGCAGUCUUGGUGGGGUCAUCACUUAUGAAUGUGUAGGCUCCAAGUGGAAGAUGAACAGGAAUGACUGCAUCUCUGCCCCUAUAAAUAGUCUGCUACUGUUGGCCAAGGCCUUGAUCAAAAGCCCUUCCCAGGAUGAGAAGCUCCCCACAUACCUGAAAGCUCUUUCAACCAGCACAGUCAAAGCGAAACAUGAAAUCAGCUCAUUUCCUGGGAGCCUGGGAGCCAUUAUUAAUAUUCUAGAUUUGCUCUCAACAGUUCCCACUCAAGUGAAUUCAGAAAUGAUGAUGCAUGUGCUUGCCACCAUUAAUGUCAUCCUCAGCAAGAAUGUCUUGAGCACCUGGAAGGUUUUACAAGAGCAACGAAGCGACCAAAGUUCACAGCUCCUGCAUUCUGUGGAAAGAUUUUCGCAAGCCCUCCAGUCUAGGGAUAGCACCUCUUUGUCCCUGUCCCACCCUAAUGUGCAGAUGAGGAGCAUGGUGAUAAAAUCUGGUCACCCCAAGCCAUAUCAACAGAGAUUUGUUUUCCCAGAGUCUGACCUCUGGGGCAAUGUGGUCAUUGACAAGUGUCAGCUGGAAAACAUGCAGCCUGACUCAUCUAUUGUCACUGUGGCUUUUCCAACUCUCAAAACCAUCCUUGCUCAGGAUGGUCAGAGAGAUGAUUUUGCAAAUAGUUUGGUGAUGACAACUACCGUCAGCCACACUAUAGCCACACCAUUCAGGAUUUCCAUGAUUUUUAAGAUCAACGAUCCUACAGCUGGGAACCCGCAGUGUGUCUUCUGGAAUUUCAGUCUUGCCAACAACACAGGAGGGUGGGACAGCAGUGGAUGCUAUGUCAAAGAAAUGGACCGGGACAGUGUCUUCUGCACCUGUGACCAUCUGACAUCAUUCUCCAUCCUCAUGUCCCCAGACUUGCCAGACUCUGACUCCCUCUUGAAGAUACUGCUGGAUAUAAUUUCCUACAUUGGAUUGGGAUUCUCUAUCUUGAGCCUAGCGGCCUGUCUAGUGGUGGAGGCAAUGGUGUGGAAAUCAGUCACCAAAAACCGAACUUCCUACAUGCGCCAUAUCUGCAUAGUAAACAUUGCUGCCUCCCUUCUGGUUGCUGACACCUGGUUCAUUGUAGCCACUGCCAUCCAUGACUAUUACUACCCACUCAACAAGACAGCCUGUGUGGCUGCAACUUUCUUCAUCCACUUCUUCUACCUCAGUGUCUUCUUCUGGAUGUUGGCGCUGGGCCUCAUGCUCUUCUAUCGCCUGGUUUUCAUCCUGCAUGAUGCAAGCAAGUCCAUUCAGAAAGCCAUUGCCUUUUCUCUUGGCUAUGGCUGUCCCCUUGUCAUCUCAGUCAUCACAGUGGGGGCCACCCAGCCACAGGAAGUCUACACGAGGAAGAAUGCCUGUUGGCUCAACUGGGAUGACACCAAGGCCCUGCUUGCCUUCGUCAUCCCAGCCCUGAUCAUUGUGGUGGUCAAUGUGACCAUCACAGUGGUGGUCAUCACCAAGAUUUUAAGACCUUCCAUUGGAGACAAGCCAAGCAAACAAGAAAAGAGCAGCCUAUUUCAGAUCAGCAAGAGCAUCGGGGUCCUCACACCACUCUUGGGACUCACAUGGGGUUUUGGUCUUGCUACUGUGUUCCAAGGGAGCAAUGCUGUGUUCCAUAUCAUAUUUACUCUCCUCAAUGCCUUCCAGGGAUUAUUCAUUUUGCUGUUUGGAUGCCUCUGGGAUCAGAAGGUUCAGGAAGCUUUGCUGAAUAAGUUUUCAUUGUCAAGAUGGUCUUCUCAACAUUCAAAGACAACAUCUCUAGGUUCAACCACACCUGUAUUUUCUAUGAGCUCUCCAAUAUCAAGAAGAUUUAACAAUUUAUUUGGUAAAACAGGAACAUAUAAUGUCUCCACCCCAGAAACAACCAGCUCAUCUCUGGAAAACUCGUCCAGUGCGUAUUCUUUGCUCAACUAAGAACAGGAAAAUCCAACCCAUGUGACCUCUUCAAAUAUGGAUGUGUCUCUGAAAACCAGACCUUCUUGGAGUCAUGGUAAAGUGUUCUCUCGCAGGCCUCUGGGAGCAAACCCUGAAGACUUUCUUGCUAGAGAAGACUCUUUUGUAAAGACAAACUAAAAGUCACUGUUAUUCUCCUUUCUGCUCCCUCCUCCUGCCCCUGGUAUACCCAAAUGUGUAUAGUAUUUAAGAAAAUUCAAGUCUCCCAGGUCAAACUUCUUGUCUAUAUUGUAAAAUGACAUUUUAAAGAGACAUUUUCACUUUUCAUAUGUGGGACACAAAGAUAAGCUUUUAUUAAAAUAAUAAGUAAAGAAGUAGUGGCUAGGAAAUAAUUCCAGUGAAUUCUAGGAAGGGAGAGAAAGGUAGAGGAAGAGGAGAGAAGGAGCAGAAAAAAAGGAAAAAGAAAGAAACAGAAAAAAAUAACAAAGGAAAACAACAUUAAAGAUCACAUGUUACGAUCUAGCAUAAGCUCUCAGAUACCAAACCAUUAAGAAUUUUUCAGUUGACUCAAAAAUGGAAACUAGGAGUAAACCAUUGAGAAUGGGUUUAAUAUCAUCCUAAUAUUUUCUUAGCCAAGAAUGGGGGGAAAGGGAGGAGGAAAUUACAUUAUCAGGAUGUUUUCAUGUGGGUAAUGACAUUUCCAAGAAUUGUAAGUGGAAGGAGACUUGAUUCCCCUGAUGCUAUGCAGGUGCAUAUGUUCCUAUGCACAUCCAGGUUUGGGCUAAGCUCACUGAGUGUGCAGAGGAAGUUAAUAACAAUUCCUGAUCAGAACGAAGCAGGUUCAACUGUGAUUAGCUGUUUUACAUUUUAUCAGAAAAGCUUUAUGUUUUAUUUUGCUCCACAUUUUGAA